GUUCGUCUGUACGUGGUGGCGUGCGGUCGUGUCUUGUAUCGCGUCUAGUCCGGAAGAUUCUCCCUUUACGUUACUUUUCACGCACUUGUUGAGAGGUAACAUUUUCUCGUACUUUUGAUCUAUCAUAUUUUCACCAAGUGCGAACAGGAGGUAGUUUGGGUUUUCUCCAGAAGUUUUCGAAUGUCAUUGCAUGAAAGUUCAACAGUCUCUGCUCAUUAUUGGUUUUGCGUGUUGUGCAGAAAGCAAGCCGUGAAAUUCCUCCGGUAUUGCGUAGGUGGAGAAGGAUAUAUGUAGCUUGAUUUAUUCGACAACACAACUUUUCUUUGGAUGAGCGAACAGCAAGGAUUAAAAAGCGAACUACCAGCUGAAGAGUUUCUUACGGUGCGCGGAGGAAAUUUUUCGACACUUGAUUGCUAUACGUCCGUGGAAGCUCUGUUUCGCGUUGUGGGUGGUGAAGUGGCGCUUUCGGAGCCAACAAGCGCAAAUAAAGAGAAGAUGUUAGUACGGCAGAAAAAUUAAAACGUACGGUGUGUGAAAACGGUGAAAACCUUCCCUCCCCCACGGUAACCAACCAAACUGUGUCGUUUGUAGAGCGUGUGCAUGAGUUGAACUGCGGUGUUGUUUGCUCUUGGUGAAAAUAUAAACAAAUGUUAUUUUGAAUAUUUCACGCUGCCACUCAACGGAGCUUAUUUGGUUUUAACUUUCGGUGUACUUAAACUGGCGGCCGCCGCUGGGAGUUCGGAAGAUUUACACCCGCUCCGCAUCGCCUUCCGGUCUGUGUCAACUAAAUUUAAUGAAAUUGGCGCACAGCUGCGGUUCUACAUACAACUGAAGCAAUUUCAUGAUUCAUGCUAACAAAAUUCCCGCUAGCUAAACCGAAGACAGAAAAACGGCAUACAUAUGAGAAUACAAGAACAUGAGUUUGCAGUUCUAGUCUAGAUUCAACAUUAGAACUGGUCUCAACCAACGGCCAGACUAACGGACCGCAAAAUUCUAAAUGUGCUGUUUGCGUUUUUAGUGGAGGUUUUAUUUUGGUUCAGCGCUAUCCGAAAGAAGUGUGAAAUACAACGGAAACCAUUUUGGCUAAAAUUAUUGGCAAUCCCAUUGUGAAUAUAUCUUGUAUCAAAUAUUUUUCCAGUGUUCGUGUUUGUUUGGUUUUGUAUUUUUUCUUUUGUAAAAUAAUUGUGCUCGACAGUGUUGUGAAACGUGCAAUCAGAAAAAUGAAAUCCUUCCAAAUGAAUUUGGAUUGCUGGGGACUGGUGACGGCUCUACUGCUGAUGUGCGUGUCUAGUGCCCAUGGAGGAUCUUGUCGGGAGGCGUCGCUCUGCUGUAACGGCCGUGAUUCGUCCUGCGUAGUGCAGAAAGCUCCUUUGAAUGCGAUUAUCGAGGAUUUAAACGAUAAGCCGUGUUACUGCGAUCAUGCUUGCCUGCGGCUCGGGGAUUGUUGCGACGAUUUCAAGGCACAUUGUGGUGUGAUCGAUUGCGUCGUCAGCGAAUGGGGACCGUGGAGUGAAUGCGACACCGCUUGUGGUACCGGCAUGAUGUCACGAACCAGGAUAAUUGAACAUAAACCGCAAAACGGUGGCAAGCACUGUCCAUCGUUGUUGCAGAAACGGGGCUGCCAAGGGUUGAAGUGCCACAAUCACCACGACCGGAAAGUGCUAAGAGAAACUGCACUGCUGCUGCCGGCCAUUUUAUCGAAAAGUAGACAUGAGAACGAUACCAGCGAUAUCCGACGGAACUUGCGGUUGCGUUAUAAGAAUGCUUUCAAGCACAACCGAGGCAAUGAGUACUGCAUAGAGUUUGAGGUAAUUAAGGCAACGAAGGCAUGCCACAAGGACAAAACUUACAGUGCACUGGCUGAGGGAGAUCGAGUAAUCGUCCGUUGUGACCUGGAAGCCCUGCAUGAGGACAAAUCGGUGACAUCGGAGCCGGAGAUUUCAAACAACUCGAUCCAGGAAGAAGACGACAACGAUAGCGGCAGCCGGCAAACCACAGACAAGAAACCGAAAUUUCGUUGCCGUGGUGAGGGUAUAACCGGUCGGAGCACACGGUUCACCAGUCUGGCGUUGCCAUCAUGUCGGGGCAAAUGGAUGCGCGUGACAACUAAGCAACUGAAAAAAUGCUCUACUGCCGAAGCAGAGUUUAUUUUCGUCUAGAAUGAGCAUCCUGAAUGUUCCAGUUCCCUCCCUCCCAUCCUUUGAAGAUACCUAUAGUGGUUUAUAUGUAACUAGCAGCGGUAUUAUGAACGAAAAGACAUCGUUUCAUUUAUUCGCGGACGGUAAAUCUACGUGAAAAUGACAUCAAAUAUUUCCAUCAUUGACAAUAUCAAUAAGUGGAGUCACCGUGCUAGUGUAACGAAAAUACUCUGAAAAAAACUGUCGUGUAGAUGAGAGCGGUAAAAUAAUUCUCAUUUUUAUGAAACUGACAAUUAGAGUUGACUGUUGAAAAUUUUCACCUUUUCAUGGUAGAGAUAAACCGUACAAAAGCUAACAAGAUUUUGUACAUUGAAGUAGCAAAACAGUGGAAUUACGAUCGAAGUAAAAAUAAGGAAAAAACUCAACUCCAUUAGAACAGCUGAGAUUAUUUCAAUCACUAAGCUUCACUCUAACUGCAAAUAUUAUCCGUAAGGUGGAAAUAUACAGUACUGUCAAUCUUGACUUAAGUUAAAUUAAUUUCUUUCAUUUCGAUAUAACGUCUAAUUACUUCAAAAAUAUCUGAAAACAUCAGUUAAGUAAAGUGCCAUAUCAAAACUACUGUCUUUAAGCAUUUAAUAGAAACGAUUAAGAAACAACCAACCGUUGAUGCACGUAUGUAAAAACUUCUAGCAACUUAUAAUAUCAGUACGUAUGUCUUAUAAUCUAAUUUUCUUUCUUCUCGGUUAAAUAUGUAAAAUAAUGUUAAAAAUAAAUCAUGGAAAUCAGA
Messenger RNA from Malaya genurostris, 2925 nucleotides. RefSeq names its product somatomedin-B and thrombospondin type-1 domain-containing protein-like. The record is from RefSeq and is a predicted model, not a curated record. The transcript is spliced from 5 exons. Bases 1221 to 2159 code for a protein of 312 amino acids. Lineage: Eukaryota; Metazoa; Arthropoda; Insecta; Diptera; Culicidae.